AUGGCGCAGUACUUCUUCGAUCUACUGUACAACUUUACAGAUUGCAUGUGCUGCUUUCCGAGUACGCCGCAACUGAAGAUCAACAACCGCAGCUUCAAGCUACUGCGUCUCCUGGGUGAGGGCGGUUUCUCCUACGUCUACCUCGUGCAAGACAAGACAACCUCGGAGCUAUUCGCGCUCAAAAAGAUCCGCUGCCCGUUCGGCCAAGAAUCCGUGUCGCAGGCGCUCAAAGAAGUUGAAGCCUACAGUCUAUUCACCUCACAAAAAAAUAUCAUUCACGCAAUCGACCACUGCGUCUCGACGGAAUCAGGAUCCAAAUUCCGGUCGGAUGGCGGCGAACCCGGAUCGAAGACGGUCUACAUCCUCCUGCCGUACUAUCAGCGCGGGAAUCUGCAAGAUGCGAUCAAUGCCAACCUCGUCAAUCACACUCGAUUCCCGGAGAAGCGGUUGAUGGCGCUGAUGCUCGGGGUCGCCCGAGCGCUCAAGGCGAUGCAUCAGUACCGAGUUCAGAGCGGGUCCGCCUCGACCCGGAAGGCCAAGGCGGUUCGACGAGAAGGCGAAGAGGCGGAUAAUGAAAGGACCAUGCAGAUGAAACCCAAGCGACGGGCGGGCCGCAGCGCAGACGAGGAGGACGAUGAGAAUGAGCCAUUGAUGGAUGAUGAAGUGACGCAGAGUCAAGAGGGCGUACAGGAGGGUGGUCUGCGCCCCUAUGCGCAUCGUGAUAUUAAGCCUGGCAAUAUCAUGAUAGACGACGACGGCCAGAAUCCUAUUCUUAUGGAUUUGGGCUCUCUUGCGCCAAGUCCCAUUGCCAUUACCUCUCGGUCAUUGGCCUUGGCCGUACAAGAUACCGCUGCCGAGCACAGCACAAUGCCCUAUCGUGCCCCGGAAUUGUUCGACGUCAAGACCGGCUCGAUCAUUGACACCAAGGUUGACAUCUGGUCCCUCGGCUGCACACUGUACGCAUGCUUAGUCGGCAAGAGCCCCUUUGAGGCUCGUAGCGAUGAAACUGGCGGUAGUCUGAGCAUGUGUGUGCUCGGUGGGGAUUGGCGCUUCCCAGAUGAAAAGUCAGGCGCGACGAAAGGGAAAGCCAAGGUCGGUGGCGAGGCGGAGACUUCGUCCGGUAGCAGUGAGCAGGUGAUCAGUGAACCGGUAAAGGAGGUCGUGCGCAAAUGUCUGCAAGUCGAGCCAGCGGACCGGCCGGAUAUUGAUGAAUUGAUUCAGAUGAUGACGGAUGUCAUCAACGAGUUACCAGACGAUGAUGGCCUUGCUUAG
Molecule: messenger RNA, 1272 nt
Organism: Penicillium oxalicum
Lineage: Eukaryota; Fungi; Ascomycota; Eurotiomycetes; Eurotiales; Aspergillaceae
Product: putative serine/threonine protein kinase ENV7
Exons: 3
Coding region: 1-1272 (423 amino acids)
Biological process (GO): regulation of vacuole fusion, non-autophagic; vacuolar protein processing; protein phosphorylation
Cellular component (GO): Golgi apparatus; cytoplasm
Molecular function (GO): ATP binding; protein serine/threonine kinase activity
Source: RefSeq, a predicted model, not a curated record